AUGUCUCCAUUUUGGGAAUUUGCCGCACGUUCCCUAGUGCGCCAUACCAUACUUGCUCUGUUCACAGGAGGUUCUGGUAAUGUGAUUGCAUUGUCGGCUGACCUAGCAGAUGCAAUGGAUGCAGUGAAUGCAAUGGAUGCAGUGAACGCAGUGGAUGCAGUGAAUGCAGUGGAUGCAGAGAAUGCAGUGGAUGCAGUGGAUGCAGCCAACGUGACUGAUUCGAUGGAUGUGACUGAUGCAGCCGAUGUGAGCAGUGGAAAUGAAGCUUCGCUGUCUACCACUGCGUCCCAACAUCACGACUUAGGCGGCGUACACUUCGGGGCCUCGGCAGAUGGACAAGACAAGUGGGGUGCCCCACUUAUACAAGAUGAUCAUGGCCGCGUGCACACUCUACCAACAGCAACACAGAGUCCGCAGGAAGUAAGCCCAAAUAGCUUUAUCCCAAAUAAUCCACCACCGCCGCCGCCCCCGCCGCCAUCCUAG
Molecule: messenger RNA, 483 nt
Organism: Aspergillus udagawae
Lineage: Eukaryota; Fungi; Ascomycota; Eurotiomycetes; Eurotiales; Aspergillaceae
Exons: 2
Coding region: 1-483 (160 amino acids)
Source: RefSeq, a predicted model, not a curated record